Messenger RNA from Fukomys damarensis (Damara mole-rat), 2857 nucleotides. RefSeq names its product tyrosyl-tRNA synthetase 2 (gene Yars2). Gene Ontology annotation, cellular component: mitochondrion; cytosol. The coding region runs from base 40 to 1320 and encodes 426 amino acids. Lineage: Eukaryota; Metazoa; Chordata; Mammalia; Rodentia; Bathyergidae. Gene Ontology annotation, biological process: proteolysis; tyrosyl-tRNA aminoacylation. Gene Ontology annotation, molecular function: ATP binding; cysteine-type endopeptidase activity; tyrosine-tRNA ligase activity. The transcript has 6 exons. The record is from RefSeq and is a predicted model, not a curated record.
GGGGCCUCUAAGAUCCCAGCAUUCCCCGCGCGUGUCAAGAUGGCGGCGCCCAUGUUUAGGCGGCUUUACCCAGGCCGAUGGUCUGGUACCCCAGGGUCGUCAGGACGCUUUCCACUGGGGCUGCGUCAGUCACAUUCAGGUGCGCAGGGGUUGCUGGCGGCUCAGAAAGCUCGAGGUCUGUUCAAGGAAUUCUUCCCGGAGACUGGUACGAAGACGGAGCUCCCAGAGCUCUUCGAUCCGAGGUCGGCGGGCCACUCUCCCCAGACCAUUUACUGCGGCUUCGAUCCCACGAGCGACUCGCUUCAUGUGGGGCAUCUGCUGGCGCUGCAGGGCCUGUUCCACUUCCAGCGAGCGGGCCACAACGUGAUCGCGCUGGUGGGAGGCGCCACGGCGCGCCUGGGAGACCCGAGCGGGCGCACAAAGGAGCGUGAGAUGCUUGCGGCCGAACAGGUGCGGGCCAACGCGAGCGCCCUGCGCCGCGGGCUGCAUACCCUGGACGCCAAUCACCAGCAGCAUUUCGCCGAUGGGCGGGCCUGGGGCAGCUUUACGGUGCUGGACAACUCAGCCUGGUACCAGAAACAUCACCUGGUGGACUUCCUGGCGGCCGCGGGUGGCCACUUCCGCAUGGGCACGCUGCUGAGCAGGCUGAGUGUGCAGGCGCGACUCAGGAGCCCGGAGGGCAUGAGCCUGGCGGAGUUCUUCUACCAGGUGCUCCAGGCUUACGACUUCUAUUACUUGUUCCAGCAUUAUGGAUGCCGAGUCCAGCUGGGCGGGUCUGAUCAGCUGGGUAACAUCGUGUCCGGGUACGAGUUCAUCCACAAACAGACUGGAGAAGAUGUGUUUGGAAUCACUGUCCCUCUGAUUACAAGUACAGCUGGAGCAAAGCUAGGAAAAUCCGCUGGUAAUGCUGUGUGGCUGGACAGAGAGAAGACCUCUCCCUUUGAACUGUAUCAGUUCUUUGUCAGACAGCAAGAUGAUUCCGUGGAAAGGUACCUGAAGCUCUUCACUUUUCUGCCCCUUGCAGAGAUUGACCACAUUAUGCAGCUGCACAGCAAAGAACCAGAAAAGCGAGGUCCACAGAAGCGACUCGCUGCAGAAGUAACAAAGCUUGUUCAUGGACAGGAAGGACUGAAUUCUGCUAAAAGGUGUACACAAGCCCUUUAUCAUAGUAGCAUCGAUGCACUGGAGGUCAUGUCCGACCAAGAGUUGAAAGAGUUGUUUAAAGAAGCUUCAUUUUCUGAAUUAGUUCUCGACCCUGGAACAAGUGUCCUGGACACAUGCCGCAAAGCAAAUGCCAUUCCUGAUGGGCCUCGAGGAUAACCUGAUAAGGAAAGUUUCAGGUCAAACUAAAGAUUGAGAAUCAAGACUGAGUAUAGGUCUGCAUAUAUUAGGUAAGUUUAUUUUCCUAUAAAACUUUGCACAUCUGAAAAAUCCAGGUAAUAGCACCCACAUUUCCUCUGGAGGAUCAAGUAAAAUGCAUAAAAUAUUCAUCAGAUUUCAUCUGAAAACCUUCCAGGCAGCAAACUGUGGGUCAAAUGUUCAGAUUCUAGCUAGUUCCCACGGGAUUACCUGGAGCAAGUUACUGUCUUCAUAUGCAAAAAUGGAGCUUUUGUACCUCAGUGAAUUGUGAGACUCCAAUAGAAAGCCACAAAACUUCUGUUAUGGCUUAAACUCUGCUGUUAGGUACUGAAGUAGAUUUCUGUGUUAAAAAGCUAGUUUAUAACCCUUUCUCUGAAGUAGGGGUGAGAAGAAUAAUUUAUUGACAAACUUGUGUUUCGCACUAGCAACUUUAUUUACACGGGAAGAACAUUACAGGUAUCCAUUAUAAAUAUGCCCGAAACCGUCUCCACAUUUCAGAACUUCACUCAGUUUAGAGCCAGCAAAGGCUUUCUCUUUCCUUAAGUUUGUUGCCCGUUUCUCUUUGUACAAAGUGUGUAGUACUACCAAGUGCAUUGCCAUAGUGUUUUUAAAGUCAACACUCAGUUUGAAAUGUGUUUCAUGUGCUGGGAAAAAGCACAUUGUAUAAUUUUUUUCCUUGCAAAUUCAAAAGGCUACAGUGGCAGCAGUCAUCUCAUAUGUCUGAAAAAAGUGGAUGGUUAUAAUUUCAAAACUGAUGUUUAGUAAUAGCAAAAGGAUUUUCAGUGUGCUAGGAUUUUGCAAAUGUGCAUUAACUGUCAAGCUGAUAUUAACGAAUUCAAGAAGUACUCUAUCAUGUCAGGCUGAUUUUGUUUUUGUGUUUGAGAUCAGUUGCAACCUGUUAUUUCUUAGUAAAUGGGUAUCAUAAGCUAAUGUUAACAUAAUCAUAUUUGUCCCUGCCAACAACCCUUCACAGAUACCUGGUAAUAACCUGAAAAAACUUAGCAUUUAUAACGCUUAUUUACUUAAUGUAUUAUCUGUUGAGAUGGAGCUAGGGGUCUCAAGGAUUUCUAUUCAUAUGUUAAGAUUUUUAAUGUACUUUUUACCAAGAAUCACCUGGGCAGUUUUCACACAAAAAAAUCUUAGUUGAUAACUCCCAACCCCUCUCUGCAGUUGAAUGGUCACACUCUCAGGGUGUGUGAAUGUCCUGAUUCUUUUCUUUAAAUAAUACAAAGUGGUAUUUUCAUACCAUGUUCUAAUACAUUCUGUUGGUAUGGAGAAAAAGUUACUGUGAACCACUACACGGAACAGGAUGAUUUAAGUUCUUCAAACUGCAUCUUGGAGCCUAGUGUCUUAAUGCCCCAUUUUAGAGAUGUAUUUAAUUUAGGUCAUCAGUGAUCUUGAUCUUCUACAACUAAAAGGAACUAGUGAUUAUUAACAAGUCUUACUAAGAUAGUCAAGCCCAGAUGUUUGUUUGUUUGUUUGUUUGUAUGUAUGUAUG